AUGGAUUUAGAUACAAAUCAUCAAAAUUUAGCCAGUUUUCCAAAUCACCUUGCAACAAACAACGUAUCGGCUCUCGACACGUCUGCAACCAAUAAUAGUAUACUUUAUGGGACCAAUUCGCUAGAUAAUAUUCAGCUCAAACCAACGAAUAGUGCGAUUUGUCCAGCACCUAUUAGUCCAUCAUCAAGUGUUUUUUCCACUUCUGAGCAUGAAAUUUAUCGGAUGCAAAACGAUACAACUGGCCAACACAAUGAUUCUUCAAAUAAUAUUGCUGCAAAACUUCCAAAACAAUUUCGAUUACUUAUUGAACGAAAAAUUUUAGUGGAAAUCUUGCGCGAUGAUUAUGACAUCAAGCAGAAUGCUUCGAUUGACUGCGAUCAGAAACCGAUUGAUUCGCCUCAAACAUGUCUUAUAAGUAAUCAAAAACCUCGCAGGCAAAGAACACAUUUCACAAGUCAUCAGCUAACUGAACUGGAAAACUGGUUCGCUCGUAACAGAUACCCAGACAUGGCUACUAGAGAAGAAAUUGCACUUUGGAUCAGUUUGACUGAACCGCGAGUGCGGGUAAGAUUCUAUUAA
Messenger RNA from Dracunculus medinensis (Guinea worm), 579 nucleotides. The record is from the annotation of a GenBank genome assembly. NCBI's taxonomy places the organism in Eukaryota, Metazoa, Nematoda, Chromadorea, Rhabditida, Dracunculidae.